AUGCCCGUACGUUUGAUUGGUUUUCUGAACCGGCUGCCCAAUGUCUCCUUCGAGGAUUUUGACGCUACAUGGAUUCAAUACGGGAGUUUGGUAUCAAUGUUGCCCGCCGUGAAGGGUGGUAGGAUCAGAUAUAGGCAGCUACACAAGGACCCACAUCUCAGCGAUCGUCUCGGCAGUACUAGUGGAACCAUGGGCCGCACAAUCGCGGAUUACGACGGUAUAGCAGAGUGGGAGGCGGAGACUUUGGAGGAAAUCACGGCAGUCUUCGCGACCGAUGAGUACAAGAAGGCAUGUUUUCCUUUAGAAGCGAAGUUCUUUGAUCGCCCGCGAAUGACUGUGAUGACUGUGAGCAGAGUAGUGGAAGAUUUCGCCGCUGUGUAG
Stereum hirsutum FP-91666 SS1 is the source of this 381-nucleotide messenger RNA. RefSeq lists its product as uncharacterized. The record is from RefSeq and is a predicted model, not a curated record. Gene Ontology annotation, molecular function: oxidoreductase activity. The transcript is spliced from 4 exons. The coding region runs from base 1 to 381 and encodes 126 amino acids. Lineage: Eukaryota; Fungi; Basidiomycota; Agaricomycetes; Russulales; Stereaceae.